ACCGGUGCGUUUGGGGCAGCGGGCUUAGCAGUUCCUGUGUGAGCAUGUUCACUACAGCAGGGGGGCUCAUUAGCUGUAGUCGCUGCCCGGCUCUGGCUAUAGCUAAGGGAGGGAGGCGGCUGCUUUGUCUCUUUACCCUGCACUCUCGGGUUGGACUUCCUGGGUCAGAAGCUGCUGCCGCCUCAGUCUCUUGCGAUCCCGGAACCUGGACUGAUCAGCUGCGCCCCAGCGGGUUGUCCCAUGUCCUCCAGAGACAGGAAAGGGAAAUGACUGCAGUGAAGCUGGUGACCUUUGAGGAAGUGGCUGUGUAUUUCUCCAAGGAGGAAUGGGCUCUGCUGGACCCGGGUCAGAGAGCCCUCUACAGGGACGUCAUGCGGGAAAAUUAUGAGACUGUGACGUUGCUGGCAGGAUUUCUGAUUUUCAAACCUGACAUCAUCUCGUGGCUGGAUCAAGGAGAGGAGACGUGGCUGCCUGAUCUCCAUGGAUACAAGGAAAGAGAGAUCCCGAGAAACACCCACACAGCCCCUGCCUUCAUCUAUAUUCAGAGGACAUGGAGGAAGGAUGGGUCCCCUCCUCUCUCUUCUUGGGAAAGGUUUGGAGGGACAGUAGGUGAGGGGAUGGUGAGUGUGACUGAGGAGGAGAAUCUUGGCCAGGAAGGUCCUGAGCCAGUGGAACCACAGGGGACAGUAUCAGGAAAAGCUAAAGGGGAUGUUUCCCAGAGUCCUGAGGAGGGAGAAGACCAUGAGGGUCAGAGCGAGCAAGAGACAGAGCAAGGAAACCACUCAGAGGAGAGACAGGGUAAAUCCAGAGGAAUUAGGAAAAUCAAAGAAACUGUUCAACAGAGAAUCCCCACUGGAGAGAGACCCUACACGUGUGGUGACUGUAGGAAAAACUUCCAAUACAGAUCAGCCCUUAUUAGACAUCAGAGAAUCCACACAGGAGAGAGACCCUACAAGUGUUUUGACUGUGGGAAAAGCUUCAGACAGAGUUCAGCCCUUAGUAAACACCAUACACUCCACACAGGAGAGAGACCCUAUGAGUGUCUAGAGUGUGGGAAAAACUUCCGUCAGAGGUUCCACCUUCAUAAACAUCAGAGAAUCCACACAGGAGAGCGACCCUAUGAAUGCCUGAUGUGUGGAAAAAGCUUCAGUGAGAAUUCACAGCUUCUAUCUCAUCAGAGAACCCACACAGGAGAGAGACCCUAUAACUGCCCCGAUUGCGGGAAAAGUUUCCGUCAUAGAUCAGUCCUCAUUGAACAUCAGAGAAUACACACAGGAGAUAAACCCUACAAAUGCAAUGAGUGCGGGAAACGCUUCAGUCGGUACUCUCACCUCCUAUCACAUCAGAGAACCCACACAGGAGAGAAACCCUAUAAGUGCCCUGACUGUGGGAAAAGCUUCAGUGAAAGCUCAACCCUUAUUCAACAUCAGAGAAUCCACACGGGAGAGAAACCGUACAAAUGCAAAGAGUGUGAGAAAAGCUUCAGUCACAUCUCACACUUCCUAACACAUCAGAGAAUUCACACAGGAGAGAAACCCUAUAACUGCCCUGACUGUGGGAAAAGCUUCAGUCACAACUCAACUCUUACUCAACAUCAGAGUAUUCACACGGGAGAGAAACCCUACAAGUGCAAUGAGUGUGGGAAAAGCUUCAGUCGGAUCUCACGCCUCCUAGCGCAUCAGAGAAUCCACACAGGAGAGAAACCCUAUAACUGCUCUGACUGCGGGAAAAGCUUCCGUCAGAGGUCAGUCCUUGUUACUCACCAGAGAGUCCACACAGGGGAGAAACCCUUUCAAUGCCCAGAAUGUGGGAAAAGCUUCACUGUGAACUCAACCCUCACUAAACAUAGGAGAAUCCACAGUGGAGAAAGACCCUAUGAGUGUAUUGACUGUGGGAAAAGCUUCAGUCAGAAUUCACAGCUUCUAUCACAUCAGAGAACCCACACAGGAGAGCGACCCUAUAACUGCCCUGAUUGCGGGAAAAGCUUCCGUCAUAGCUCAGUCCUUAUUGAACAUAAGAGAAUCCACAUGGGAGAGAAACUCUUCAAAUGUGCUGAGUGUGGGAAAAGCUUCAGAAUCCACACUGGAGAGAAACCCUAUAACUGCUCUGACUGCAGGAAAAGCUUCUGUCAGAGGUCAGUCCUUGUUACUCACCAGAGAGUCCACACAGGGGAGAAACCAUUUUAAUGCCCAGAAUAUGGGGAAAACUUCACUGUAAGCUCAGUCCUUACUAAACAUAAGAGAAUCCACAGUGGAGAAAGACCCUAUGAGUGUACUGACUGUGGGAAAGGCUUCAGUCAUAUCUCACACUUUCAGUGACAUCAGGGAAUCUUAUAAAUGCCCUGACUGUGAGAAAGGCUUGCGGCACAGCUCAGACCUCAUAACACAUAAGAGAAUCCAGAGGUAACAAAACCAAGAAUUGUCCUGGCUGGGGAAGGGCUAAGUGAAUAACACCUUUGCCAACUCCCACAAAUCUCAGAGGGUCAGGCCAGACCUGGUAGGAGUGGCCAUGUAAUGAGGACAUGAUGUAGUUUAUAAAGCAGAAAAUGAAAUGGCCUUCCUGGAGCAAAGCUGUGUAGAACAAGAGUCUGAGAUGAGACUUCCAAAUUGUGAUGGGAUUUUAUUAUCAUUUUCCAGAUACUUCCAUUGACAUUCUCUAUUGAAAUUUGGUUUUGUGUAUGUAGAAUCAUCCCUAUCUUGUAUGCUGUGACUUCACAUUAACUCUUGAUAGUUUUUAGGCUGGUAUUCACUGAGGGAUUUACGUGCUGUGACACUCAGUAUUGCAGAGACUAAAUUUUUUAGCACCUAGAAAAUUACAGGAACAACAUUGGGAUCAACGAAGCCUGAAUUAGAAGCACCGGCUCCCUCUCUACAAUGAAUGGGGAGAUAUAGGUGCUUUAGAAUGAGAUUCACAAAAGCCAGCAAGCCAGAAUGCUAGGUCAGGUGCUGCCUAAGCUAGCCAAUGGGAGAUGAUGACCAGAAGGAUGUGUGCUAAACCUCACCCCUCCCAGGGGCAUAGGAACCUAUCUCUGUUUGUGAGUGACAAACCAGGGAAGGUAGAUGCGGUGGGGCCUGGUCUAGUACGUGUAUUCAGAAGCCGCCUAAGUCCGCACAAAACAGUGAGGAAAAUUCUCCUAAGAACAUCACCGGACUAAGUUCUAGCAUUUGAAUGUGACAACUUUUUAACUGAAACUGAUGUGGUGCUAAUUUAAACUGCCUGCUUGCACCUGUAACUGCCAGUUACUGUUCACACCAGAAGUAUCAGAGGGGUAGCCAUGUUAGUCUGGAUCUGUAAAAGCAGCAAAGAGUCCUGUGGCACCUUAUAGACUAACAGACGUAUUGGAACAUGAGCUUUUGUGGGUGAAUACAAAGUGGGUAUUCACCCACGAAAACUCAUGCUCCAAUACAUCUGUUAGUCUAUAAGGUGCCACAGGACUAUUUGCUGCUCUUCACACCUUGUCUGUGUAGUGCUGAGCUCACUUAAAUUGUCUUAUUAAUUAUCUGCCUUACUGCCUAAAAGAGCUGCCCUUUCAAUCUUUGGUUUGGCAAGGACAUAACUAAAUCUCAGCUGUGCUCAUUGUGUUAUCCCAGUUUUGUGGAAAUCCAUCGCUUGAUGGUUUAAUUUUCUUUUGUUGUCUUGUUUCAACUCAAUUCCUAACUUUAAGUGCUACUGGGGACUAGCAACUUUGUCAAUCGCUGUUCUGCUCACGCCUAUAUCUUAGGCUGUGGCUACAGUAUGAGGCUUUUAGCAACAUGGCUGUGCUGCUACAGCUGUGCUGCUACAGCUGUGCUGCUAAAAGGCAUGCAGUGUAGCUGCUGUUUGUCGGCAGGAGAGCUGCUGUUUGUAGGCACUAGGAGAGUGCUCCUGCCGACAAAGCACUGUUCACACUGGUGCUUUUUGUUGGUAAAACUUUUGUCAUGUUUUUUUAACACCCCUGAACAACAAAAGUUUUGCCGACCAAGUGCCAGAGUAGACAAACCCUUUACACUCAUGCCCUCCAGCUGUGCUGCUUUUGCAUGUGUGAGGGAGAAUUACUUGCCUGAGAGAGAAAUAUCCUUAGAUCAGUCUUCUUUGGAAUAUUACACUAUGUGUAUGAGCGACUGACUUCAGAUUCACACUUCAAUCUAUACUUGUGUGGCUUCUAAGCUUUAGAAUACUCUUACUUCUAAAAUAAUUUUAGCUAUAUUGUAUGUGUUUCUAACUGCAGAGUUGUCUCGUGUUGCUACUUUACACUCCAGACUAGCUUCAGUCCAGUCUUGAGGUGGGAACUUCAUUAGUUCCUAUUUUACGUUUGCCCAUUUUAAAUAACUAAAUCAGAGUACUUUGUGAUAGUUCUUUUUCUAUAUUUGAACAGUACACUGUCACCCAUAGAUGUAUGGUAUUACCUUUAAUAAAAAAUAAAAGAUGUAAUAAUGGCUUUGCUAGCUUUUAUGAAGUUGACACUCCUUUCAAUUGUAUUGCCUUAUCAACUUAUUUAGUUUCAUCCAAAUUUAUUUUUAGUUUAAAAGUUUUAAUAUCAAGUUGAAUUGUUUAUUUUGGGACAUCCCUUAUUCACAGGAAAAAGAAGCCUGAGUAAAUUUUUAUGUGGUUGCUUCCUGAAUUCAUUAAUAACCAUAAUCAGUAAUUCCAUAUUUUCAUUUGCUUUUCCUGAACCAGUCAGCUGAAGAUUGAUUAAUUAACAACUCCAUCUGUUUAUUGUUUCUCCUAAUUAUCAGUUUUGAUAAUUGUUUCAUUCUUUUAGUAAUUUUACUUUGAAUAUUAUCUGGCAACCAACCCUUUUUUGCCUCACACUCCUUUCAUUCUGGGGAACCGACUGAAUCUGUGGCUUAUGAAUCAUUGCCCUGGGCACUUGGACAGGUUAAAGGAGCUGUUCAACCACACUCUGAGGCUACGUCUACACUACAGCAUAAAAUCGAAAUUACUAAAACUGGUUUUAUAAAACCGAUAUUAUAAAAUCGAUUUUAUGCGUCCACACUAGAGCACAUUAAUUCGGUGGUGUGCGUCCAUGGUCCUAGGCUACCAUCGAUUUCCGGAGCGGUGCACUCUGGGUAGCUACAGUAAAAGAAUGAGACCAAUAACUUCGAUUUCCGUCCACACUAACCCUAAAUCGAUAUAGUAAUAUCGAUUUUAGGGUUACUCCUCUCGUUGGGGAGGAGUACAGAAAUCGAUUUUAAGAGCCCUUAAAAUCGAUUUAAAGUGCCUUGUAGUGUGGAUGGGUACAGCGUUAAAUCGAUUUAACGCUGUUUAAAUCGAUUUAACUGUGUAGUGUGGACCAGGCCUGAGUAGCUGCAGUGAAAUGGGCAGACUGAAGGGAAGGAGGAGGAACCUCCUAACAAGGGUGGAGGCCACUGAGUAGUAUCUGCCUCUUGUCAUAAGUGCUUGCUGGGUUUUGCUGAACAUCUGUGACAGCCAGG
Molecule: messenger RNA, 5414 nt
Organism: Gopherus flavomarginatus (Mexican gopher tortoise)
Lineage: Eukaryota; Metazoa; Chordata; Testudines; Testudinidae
Product: zinc finger protein 883-like
Exons: 5
Coding region: 45-2186 (713 amino acids)
Biological process (GO): regulation of DNA-templated transcription
Source: RefSeq, a predicted model, not a curated record